Messenger RNA from Neltuma alba, 1535 nucleotides. RefSeq names its product phytoene synthase 2, chloroplastic. Lineage: Eukaryota; Viridiplantae; Streptophyta; Magnoliopsida; Fabales; Fabaceae. Gene Ontology annotation, molecular function: squalene synthase [NAD(P)H] activity; geranylgeranyl diphosphate synthase activity. The transcript has 5 exons. The record is from RefSeq and is a predicted model, not a curated record. Gene Ontology annotation, biological process: biosynthetic process. The coding region runs from base 155 to 1348 and encodes 397 amino acids.
UUCCCCAGCAAAACACACCCAUCACCCAUCUUCUCCCUCUUUUUCCUUCUCAGUCUUCUUCCAUCUUCAUCCCAGAAAAAAAAGCAGAAACAAAGAGAGAAAGAAGAAGAAGAAGAAGAAGAACCCAGUUGCCAAGCUUCAUUCAUCUUGAGAGAUGUCUAGUGUUCUUCUUUGGGUGACAUGUGGGCCCAAAGAGAACGCCAUUAACUCUCUGUUGGGAGGAUUAUCAUCAUCAUCAGUAGGUAGAAGUGGGAGUGGGAGAUUUACGCAGAGAACUGUGGUUUCUGCGUUUUCGAGUGUAUUUGCAGAUCCUUCCAGAUCAUCAUCGUCCGAGGAGAGGGUGUACGAGGUGGUCCUGAAGCAAGCAGCUCUGGUGAAACAGCAGAAGAAAACCCUAGAUCAUUUUUACAAAGACGAUUACACUGAAACUGAUCUCGCCAAUGGAGAUCUGUUGAAUUCUGCUUAUGAUCGCUGUAGUGAAGUUUGUGCUGAGUAUGCCAAGACCUUUUACCUCGGAACACAAUUGAUGACGCCAGAGCGAAGAAAGGCAAUAUGGGCAAUUUACGUGUGGUGCAGAAGAACAGAUGAACUAGUGGAUGGGCCAAACGCUCCACAUAUAACUCCAAAAGCCUUAGACAGGUGGGAGCAAAGGCUGAGUGACGUUUUUGCAGGUCGUCCUUAUGACAUGUACGAUGCUGCCCUCUCUGAUACUGUCUCCAGAUUCCCAGUUGAUAUUCAGCCAUUCAAAGACAUGAUAGAGGGGAUGAGGCUGGAUUUGAGAAAGUCAAGAUACAGCAACUUUGACGAGUUGUAUCUGUACUGCUACUACGUGGCUGGCACAGUGGGGCUUAUGAGUGUGCCAGUAAUGGGGAUAUCUCCAGAAUCAAAGGCUUCGGCUGAGACUGUUUACAAUGCUGCUUUGGCCCUUGGCAUUGCAAAUCAGCUCACCAACAUCCUCAGAGACGUUGGAGAAGAUGCUAGAAGAGGGAGAAUAUAUCUGCCACAAGAUGAGCUGGCGCAAGCAGGCCUAUCGGAUGAAGACAUUUGGGAGGGCCGAGUGACCGACAAGUGGCGGAAUUUCAUGAAGGGACAGAUAAAGAGGGCAAGGAUGUUUUUUGAGGAAGCAGAGAAAGGAGUAACAGAGCUGGAAUCAGCAAGCAGAUGGCCAGUGUGGGCGUCAUUGUUAAUAUACAAACAGAUAUUAGACGAAAUUGAAGCCAAUGAUUAUAAUAACUUCACAAAAAGGGCUUAUGUUGGCAAAGCUAAGAAGCUCUUAUCACUUCCUGCAGCCUAUGGCAAAGCUCUUCUCGGACCGCAACAAAAGCUAACUCAAGUGUUUAAGAGAUAAGUGAUUAUAUUAUUCAUUAUUUUAUGUUUUUUCCCUCAUGCAGAAGCGACAAUAACAAUCUUCUUUUGAGCUUCUUGUAGAUUCUAUUCACUAGAUUUUAGAAAAGUAAUCAUUUUUGUAAAUUAAUUACUUGAUAUAUUCUACACGGUGUUCAAGAGAAAACAGCUGAAUAUAUAAUUAAGCCUCC